AUGCCGCCAAAACGCAUGACAGCAAACCCUCUGGCGCCUCUGCGCUACCGCCCAGGAAAAGCCGUCGGUGCGGACGAAUCAUCAUCAGAAGAGGAAGAGUCUGGCUCCGAAUCAGAGACCGAGCAGCAACAACAAUCCAAACCAACCACCGCACCUCCUAAGGCAACCUCUUUCCCCAAAUUCAAUUCAAACAUCAGUAAAGCCGACCUCGAGCGACGGAGACAGGAGGCUCAGGCCUUGCGCGCCCGUGAAGCAGAGCUAGCGCAAAAGGCCCAAGAAGGCUUCAAGACAGCUUCCGAGAGCGAGGAUUCUGGCAGCGAAGAAGGCUCCGAGUCUGAGGAAGAUGAGGAAGACGAUGAGUCUGAAGAGGAAGCAUCAACACGCAAAUUCAUCGCCCCGACCUUUGUCUCAAAAGCACAACGCAAGACCGUCGCCGCGCCAAAGCAGAAUGAGGAGGAAAUAGCAGCAGAAGAAGAACGCAAGCGCAAGGAAAAAGCAGACGCCUUGCUCCAAGCCCAAAUAGAAAAAGACGCCCAAGCCCGCGCAGCAGGCCGCAGAGCCUGGGACGACGAAGACCCAGACGCCCUCGAAGACGUCGACGACACCGACAACCUCGACCCUGAAGCCGAACUCGCAGCCUGGAAACUCCGCGAAUUGCGUCGUGUAAAGCGCGACCGCGAAGCCAUCGAAGCCGCCGAAAAGGAACGCGAAGAAAUCGAACGCCGCCGCAAUCUCACAGCCGAGCAACGAGAAGCCGAAGAUGCUGCUCACAUUGCUGCUCAAAAGGAAGAAAAAGAAGGAAGGGGUCAAGCAGGAUUUAUGCAGAAAUAUCACCACAAGGGUGCAUUCUUCCAAGACGACGAGCAGUUGCAGGAAAUCUCCAAGCGCGACAUUAUGGGUGCCAAAUUCCAGGAUGACUCUGGCAACCGCGAGAUUCUGCCACAAUACAUGCAAAUCCGCGAUAUGACGAAACUGGGCAGGAAAGGAAGGACGAAAUACAAGGAUUUGAAAGCAGAAGAUACGGGACGAUGGGGUGCAGACGAAGACAGAAGAGGCGGUCCCGGCUAUGGAGGCGACAGAUAUCGCGACAGAGAAGGAGCCACCGGAGCAAAUGCUUCUGUCGUGGGCGAGCGACGAAGAAGGGAUGAUGAUCGUGCCACCUUGUCCGCUCACAUACGAAGCCUACAAUGGUAA
Molecule: messenger RNA, 1194 nt
Organism: Aureobasidium vineae
Lineage: Eukaryota; Fungi; Ascomycota; Dothideomycetes; Dothideales; Saccotheciaceae
Source: the annotation of a GenBank genome assembly